Molecule: messenger RNA, 489 nt
Organism: Symbiodinium sp. CCMP2456
Lineage: Eukaryota; Dinophyceae; Suessiales; Symbiodiniaceae
Source: the annotation of a GenBank genome assembly
AUGCGAUUCCUGUACCUGACCUGCACGAUUCCAAGGCAAGCGGUCGUGAAGGAAGAGUACAUCGACUUUGUGAGUCGUAACCACUUCGCGAUUGCUUUCGAAGACCAGUGCUUCUUCUUAUUGGCCUUAUCUCAAAAUCGGAUCUGGCUGGACAGAGGGGAGGCCUCGGGGACAAGGAGCCUGCAGCGUGACGAAAUGCAGGUGCUGGAACCUGGGAACCGCAUCCUGCUUGGCACCAGCGAGGCGAGGUCGGAGGCUCCGGAGGCAUCGACUCACCGAGGCAGGCUUCACGCCGAAGGGAGAACUGGAAACAAUGUGGCAGCUAUAGUAAACAUGCUGCAUCAUGAAGCCGAUGUGGAUCUGCUGCCUCGGCAGACCAUCUUCUGUUGCUUGGAGAAACCUUUCGUAUUAUCGCAUGUCAUCAUUGCUGGAGUUCUCUUUGGAUCAAUAGCUAAAUCUGUAAACAACAACUCGCGCAAGCUCCAAUAG